AUGAACAUCUCCCAGUCUUCCUCCUCAAAUCUUGCCCAGGUCGCCCGUGCUGCGAUCAACCGUUUCUUCCACCCAAACAGCCACCCCAAAAUGUCCCACCAGCCGCUGCCACCGACGACGACAGCGACGACGACAACGGGGCCUGCCUCUGCUUCACCCGUCAGCCCAACCUACUCAGACACCGGCUCAGGCUUCUCAGCUCCCUCACCGUCCCCCUUCUCAUCUUCCUCCACAUCCACAUCAGCAACUUCCUUUCAGAGCUCAGGCCACACCGAUUUCACCGAUUUCACCCAACAAUCCAACUCCUUGUACGACUUUGCAUCCUCAGAACAAGAUCCAACAAUCACAGACGUUGUCGACAGUGGCCUAGCGUGUCUCUAUAACCCCAACGCGAACGACGUCCUGCCGGGCGGUCCUAGCUCCGACUACUCGGCUUUUGCCUCUGCUCACCCACCCGGCAAUCCGGGGGCAGUGGUCUACACAUCGGCUGGUGAACUCGACCUCAAUGCAACCUAUGGCAACAUCAUGGCUACCGACUAUUCAAGCCCCACAGCUCCCAACGACUGUAACAGUUUCAUCACUUGGUCGCCCAAGAACAACACCCAGAAUAUAACUGAUAGCAACAACUCUUAUCAAAGACUCCAGCAGCAACAACAAAGCCAACAUAUCGCCGACGCCACCUCUACCUCCACCAGUAACACCGCCUCUCGUGCACCAGCUUCCAACUCUACAACCGUCCGCCAAUCCUCUCCCUCCGCCCCGACAUCCAACUCUAACGGUCUUUAUCCUUCGUCCAAUCCUAACGCCUCGAGCGGCCCAGCCAAGCCUGGCAUGCUUGGCCAACUAUACAUUCCUUCGUCCCAACCCAGCUCUUCGGCCGCACCCGUUCAUUCACCAAUCCCGAGUCGAUACGCUGGGUCCGAGGCAGUCGUCUCUGGCGGCCAGCCCAACCCAUCAUAUUCGCACUCCCAGUCCAUGAUGGCGCCACAAUCCCAAUACCAGCACAAUCACCAUCAGCGGCAUUCGAGCAGCGGCAGCACAGGAAGCAACGGCGGACAUCCUCUCUUAUUUGACGUGGACGUUGACGAGUGGCAUCCAAAGCCCGGUGCGCAGUCCCACUCACAGCAUAACCAGCAACAUAUGCGCUACUCGUCAGCGGGCUCUGCAUCGGUGUCACCUCCCCAAAUGUUCCACCAGCCUUCGAUGUCGUACGGCCGCCCUCAACAAUCCCAUCCCCCUUCCCAUCCCCACGCCCAGUCGCUCCAUCUGAAUCUCAACCUUAAUGCUCACCCGACGGGGUCUCCGGCAUCUUCCCUUUCAUCGCUAUCGCCCGGACAAAUGUCUUUGCCUUUGACACCAGGUCAUGAGUUUGGUCACGGGCUUGGUGCAGACUAUGGAAUGGUCAUUAACGGUUCUGGAAAUGGGCUUGGAUUGGCGAUGAGUGGUCCCCCACCCACUCCCAUGUCCUCAACGGCCUCCUUAUCUCCCGUGAUUCCUGGUCCUUCCUCGUACCCAGUCACUUCUGGGCGUGGUGCAGGGGUGAACAACUCUCAGGCGCUGCUCGCUCAGCGACGGGCGAGUAUGGGUAUUGCCCAGCCUUCGACCUCUCCCAAUGCCGGUUCAUUGUCCCCUCGGCAGCAUCACCAUCCUUAUGCACAAGGUUACCAGCAAAGAGGUACUCACGGAAGAUCCCCCCUCCAUCCUAAUCAAAUCCAACAAGCUCGAAGGUCGCCACUCCAUCAAGAGUUCUUCGACGAUGGCGCAUCUGGUAUUGGGAAGGCAGGUUCCAUGAACCCUGGGAACAUUCCGGAGGACGACGCGUACGCAGGCCAGUAUGAGAAGAUGUAUCGGGAGAGGCAAAGAAGGGAGUCGAAGCGACAGGACCGGGGCCGGGACGGCCCUCAGCCAUCUGUGUCACUCGAUCAGCGAAGACAUUCGGCACCACUCGUGGAUGUUCAGUUCCCUGCUCGUUCCCAGCCACAACCACAAGGUGGAUAUUCUCCACCGGUCCUCCUUAGCGAGAUGGGGAGGCGACCUAGCGCGCCAGCUGUACAUCAAGUCCAUCACAACCAGCAGCAAAGAUAUGCCAAUCCGAAUAAUGGCGGCUAUGCUCCGGGCGUGUCGACUUCUCCAUCAUCAGUGUCGUCUUCGAGAUCUGUUCCCCUCGCACCUUCCCUCUCCGCUUCCUCGUCCACUUCUUCGACUUCCUCGCGCUCUCCCGUCGCGCAUAUCCCCAGCCAGUCGCUUCCCUCGCAACAUUCGACCUUGGCGGCCGCUGCCGCCGCUCACCAUGGAAGCACUCGCUUGUUGAGCGAUAUGGUCAACUCUGGUUCGAUGACUUGUAUUCCUGGAUCGGUGUAUGACGAAGAGGGAAUCAACGUGGUCUCCGAGGGCGCGGAUAUGUCUUCCAUCAUGCAGCUCGACAUCGACGAGAAGGUUGCGCAACAACACCAACCCACAUUCGAUAUGGACAUGGGAGGGAUGGAGUCAUUGAUGGAUGUCGAAAGUGCUGUGCAUGGACACGGUAUGGCAGGCGAUAUGGGUGUCGGGAUUGACAUGGACAUGGACAUCUUGCGGAUGAACAUGGAGAUGUCGAUGACGAACUCUGGGCUCCAAUCUUCCGGACCGACAAACACUUCUUCGACUUCAGCGUCCAACAUCUACAUCCCGCCUAUGCCCGUGACAGUGGACAUGAACGAUCUGACUGACGCUCACAACAAUGCUGCCAACCAAGGUAUCUCCCCUCGCAUGAUGAUGCUCGAUGACGCUGGCAAGACAGGCGACUCGGUCGAUCAGCCACAGGACAUGUACGACUUUGAAUCGGCUUUGGACGCUGCGCCUUCUCCGACCCUCGUUGGCGUUUCCGGUAUCGGCGUCGUGCAGGAUUGGCAGAAGGCGGGUGGCGAGUACGACAGUGCCGACUCUUCCGAGUCGGAGUCCGAUGGUGAGGGCACGGGGUUAUUGUCAGAUAUUGAGGGCGGCGAGGGCAAGGGGGUUGUUGGGAGGAAUGGUGGAGAGGGAGACGGGGGUGCUGUAAAGGGUAGGGAUGGUAGACAACGUCGUGGAAAGACUGGUACAGCAUUGGCUGUGGACGGUCUCACGGGUGGGGCGGGCGCUGGAAGGAAGGUGGGCGCUGGUGGGAAGCCGACGAUGAAGCAGCGAGCCUCCAACAGGACCAUUACCUCACGCUCCACCAGGAGCAAGGCUAGCACGCAAACGCUCACUCAACGCAACGUCGACGGUCAGGCUGGAGAUGGAUUGGCGGAUGAGGGUGAGGAGGUUGGUGGGGAGGGGGAUGAGGAUCUGCUUUCGAGCAGUGAUGAGAGCUUUGAUUAUGAUGACGAAAAGGAUGGCGAGUUUGUGCCCCGGUCCAGGUCCAAAGGUGCUGGAGGUUCAAGGUCAGCCUCCCGCAGGGCCACUUCCAACAACGCCGCCGCCUCUGGUAACUCAGCCUCCGCUCCUGCUGGUGGUCGUCGCUCCGCUGGUUCUCGAGGCCUUCGCUCCAGGGGUAGUGCUAAUGGCAGAUACAACCCGUACUCUGUCUAUGCUGCGACCGCUGCUGCGGCUGCUUCCCAACCUAGCGGCGAAUCUGGCUCCUCUACCACCCCGCCUGGCACCGGUCUCCGGACCCUGAACGUCCCUGGAUUCGAGGGAAGCACUGAUGGGUCUGUCUCCCCUUCGGUUGGUGGUGAUCUCGAGCUUGGUCCAGAUGGAAAGACGCGCAAGGUCCGACCUGCUGCGAGUCUUCCUGUCCCUGUCCCUGUUCCCAACCUCACCAAGAAGAGCCGUGGUCGACGAGUGCCUACUGUCAGCAGCUUGGAGGAGUUGAGGAAGGCUGGGAGCGCUCAGGGCACCGCUACUUCAGGUCGCAAGGGUCGUGGUGGAGCAGGUGCAAAGGGUGCGCGGAUGUAUCUUUGUGACGUGGAGGGCUGUGGCAAGUGCUUCGCUCGUGGUGAGCAUCUGAAGAGACACGUCAGAAGCAUUCAUACCAAUGAGAAACCCCAUACAUGCCCUUACCCUGGGUGUGGCAAGGACUUUAGCCGGCACGACAACCUUGGCCAGCAUAUGCGGGUGCACAAAGACUAUGUGCCUCCGCCGAACCCUGCCAAAGCCUGA
Coprinopsis cinerea okayama7#130 is the source of this 4116-nucleotide messenger RNA. RefSeq lists its product as hypothetical. The transcript has 5 exons. NCBI's taxonomy places the organism in Eukaryota, Fungi, Basidiomycota, Agaricomycetes, Agaricales, Psathyrellaceae. Gene Ontology annotation, cellular component: nucleus. The record is from RefSeq and is a predicted model, not a curated record. The coding region runs from base 1 to 4116 and encodes 1371 amino acids. Gene Ontology annotation, biological process: regulation of transcription by RNA polymerase II.